AACCGCCAGAGUGCGUCACAGUGCGGGCCACAGAGCGUGCUGCUGCAGAAAUGUUUAUGUUGUGUUUGCAGUCCCCGCAACGUCUUUUAACGUUCACAUAGCUGCGUUUAACCGAAAAACAGCACUAUAUCAGAUGUUGCUGCUGCCUGCUGUGUUAUAAAUUUCAAACUCUGAUGUGACAGCUGUCAAAGAGGCAGAAUGGCAGGAGAAGUCGUGGCUUAAUCUUCCAGGUUCAAUGUGUAAAUAAUGUCGUACAGCAACAGAGAGCUGGUGGAGUUCUACAUAAACUACAAGCUGUCUCAAAGGGACUAUCAUAACUGUUUUCUGAGACCAGAGGAUGCUGAUGGAAGGACUGAGGGUGACAAGGCCAGCUCAUCUGCGUUAAAUGGGUGGCCUGUCAACAGCACCGUCAGCGGUCAGCCUUGGAAGUCUUGGCCUUCUCGUGGAGGCAUCGAGGCUGUAAAAUCAGCUCUUAAGGACUCAGCAGAUGAGUUUGAACUUCUGUUCAAGCAAGGUUUUAGUGAUCUUUCCUUGCAGCUCGACAUCACUCCUCACACAGCCUAUCACAGCUUUAAAAGCGUGUUGGAUGAGGUGUUCAAGGAUGGGGUCAACUGGGGCCGCAUAGUGGGCCUGUUUGCCUUUGGUGGUGUACUGUGUGUGGAGUGUGCUGAGAGGAAUAUGAGCGAGCUGGUGUCCCGCAUUGCAGACUGGAUGACCAUUUACCUAGAUGAGCAAAUCAGCCCGUGGAUCCACAGCCAAGGAGGAUGGGACUGCUUUGCUGAGAUUUAUGGGCGAGACGCUGCUGCAGAUGCGAGGAGAUUCCAGGAAACUCUGAAGAAAUGGCUGCUAGUUGGAGUGGCGUUGAUAACCGGAGUGCUGCUCGGCGUGUUUAUUGCUAAGAAACGGUGAAGGUGCCGCAUGCCGCUCAUCAUGGCGCCCUGUGUGUAGUGCUACGCCAACACAUGUAUAACUCAAUAGUUAAUGUUUACAUUUAAAAGAUGCCCAGUCUGCUUGUGCACUGACAGAUUGUGGUUAGGCUACAGUAAAGCAAAUUGUGGGAGUGUUCAUAAUAUGUAGCUUGGUGAGCUGGUAUUCUUCUCGCCCUGUUUGUCUGGUGUGUUUUUAUAAUUUUUUUUAACACAUAGCAGAGUAUUUCAGUUGUAAAAGAGUCUUACUUUUCAAACUUGAAGUGCUUUAAAUAAACCCAAUAAGCUAAAAGACAGUGAAACUUAUUAAGGCGGUUUGGUGAGCCUUGUUGUUAUUUUUUUAUUCCCUCUGUGCAUUAAACAAGGACCAACUUUAAUGUCUCACAAACUGACAGCUGACAGAGAAUCUAAGUUAUAUUUUCCUUUCACUGUGUAAUACUCACCAACUUUUGUUGCCUGUACUGGAGUUUAAGGCAUGCUUCAAAAAUAAAUAUAUUUAUGUUUUU
This is a messenger RNA of Melanotaenia boesemani (Boeseman's rainbowfish), 1432 nucleotides long. Its product is annotated as bcl-2-like protein 1. Gene Ontology annotation, molecular function: protein heterodimerization activity; protein homodimerization activity. Gene Ontology annotation, biological process: negative regulation of intrinsic apoptotic signaling pathway; intrinsic apoptotic signaling pathway in response to DNA damage; extrinsic apoptotic signaling pathway in absence of ligand. The record is from RefSeq and is a predicted model, not a curated record. Gene Ontology annotation, cellular component: mitochondrial outer membrane. Lineage: Eukaryota; Metazoa; Chordata; Actinopteri; Atheriniformes; Melanotaeniidae. Bases 247 to 909 code for a protein of 220 amino acids. The transcript has 3 exons.